This is a messenger RNA of Calliphora vicina (urban bluebottle blowfly), 3335 nucleotides long. RefSeq names its product Nimrod A (gene NimA). The record is from RefSeq and is a predicted model, not a curated record. NCBI's taxonomy places the organism in Eukaryota, Metazoa, Arthropoda, Insecta, Diptera, Calliphoridae. The transcript has 10 exons. Gene Ontology annotation, molecular function: protein binding. The coding region runs from base 13 to 3297 and encodes 1094 amino acids.
AUUCUUAACAAAAUGUCGAUUUUUAAAAAAUAUUUAAAAAUUUUAAUAUUUUUAAAUCUAAUACUGCUUAAUCUUUCAAAAGCUAAUGAUGGCUUAAAAAUCAAUACCGAUCUAACGGCGGGCAUUAUAAGUGAUUCCUUGAAUUCGGCCAGUAGUAAUAAUAAUCAGAAUUUUGUUGAGUCUCUUAACACGCCUGUACAAAAUAAUUCCGAGAGUAUUGCAGUGCUUUCCAAUACUCCUUUGGAGAAUAAUCAUAUUUGCACGAGAGAAGAGGAAUAUAUGGAGGAAAUGCGUACGCCUUCUAUGCAGCCAGUGAAGAUAAGAACGGCCACAUGGUGCUUGGAAUUUCCACCAAGAUGUUCGAAUUAUAAAACGGAAAUGAGAGAAGUGGUUAAAGUCCAGAAUUUAACCAAGACACGCACCAUACGUUUCUGUUGCGCUGGCUAUGAGGGCAACAUAUCGAUCAAUGAUACGGUUUGUAAACCGGUUUGCCGAGGUGGUUGUGGUCGUGGCUAUUGUUUGAAACCCGAUGAGUGCAGCUGUGAACCUGGUUAUAUGGGCAAACAUUGUACGCAACGCUGCGAUCAUGAUCAUUGGGGUCUGGAGUGUAAAAAUCAAUGUCUAUGUCAUAAUGGUGCUGCUUGUGAUAAUAAAUCGGGCAUAUGUCAUUGCACCAUAGGCUGGACGGGGGAAUUCUGCGAACAACCCUGUCCCAUGGGCACGCAUGGUGUCAUGUGCCGCAAGGCCUGUGAAUGUGACUCUAAACUGUGUCAUCCUCAGACAGGCGCUUGCGACAAUCCCAUGGAUCCCACUUUGGCACCCAAUGCAACACAUGUCAUGAUUGCCACACUAAAUUCAACGAUUGUCAAUAUUACGCACAAUUUAGAUCGUAUAGCCAAGAACAUAGUUACCAUAGCCACCACCACAGAAAACAUAAAUUUCGCUCUGCCACCUCAAAUAUUAGAAUUGACCACGGCCAAAACGAUACCCGAAGUUAUAGUGAUAAAACAGGAAGAGCCUCCUCAUACACCCAAGAUUAUUGUGCAUCAACAGGGCCAGGGUUUAUUGGAGAAUCUACACAGUGGUGCCAAAACUCCCGAUGUAAUACACGUCAUAACCAAUUGGCCAGCCGGCACACAGCCUCAGCAUAAUUUGACGCAAGAGGACAAAAUAAAUUUGGCCGGUUUUGGCAUACAUACCAGCAAGAAUAUGGAAGAAAGUUCCAAGUCCACCGAAAAUCAUAAUUCCGAUCAUGAAAAUAGUUUAUUAACCACACUCUUGGUGAUAUUGUUGAUUAUAAUGGUGGCCAUAGGUAUAGGAUUUCUAUAUGUCUAUAGGCGUUAUCAUCUGCAAAAGGCACAAGUGGAGGCAGCUUUGGCAGCUCGCAAUGUCAGCUUAAUUCCUGGAUUAAAUGCACCCAUAGUAAUAACGCCUCCACCUCUGCCACCUCACACGAAUGAGCAGCAUUUAAAAGAAAUGGGUGGAAGUGGUUUAGUAAGUGGUGCCGGUACUUUAAAUAAAAGUUUUCUGAAACCUUUGCCCGAUUUGCCAGCCUUUACACAAAUGGUACGCAAUAAAAUCGAGGGACCCGACUUGUAUGAUUCACCCAGUAAUACCUCCUCGUUAACCUCGCAAACGCCCACACCCACCCCCUAUGCCUAUGCACGCAAAGAAUCUUUAUAUUCAGUGGUCACACCCAAAUCUCGUAAAGGCAGCAUGGACUCGCAUUUAUACGAUGAGAUACGUUAUCCCACUGCCUUACAUCAGCAACCACAUAUCAACAGCCAUAACGUGUUUCAACAUCAUGGACACCAACAGCAACAUCAUCACCAACAACACCAAUCACAUCAGCAACACCAGCCACCACAUCACCACCAUCAUCAACAUCACCACCAACAGCAGCAGCAACAUCAUCAUCACCAGCAGCAACAGCAACAUCCCUCGAAUCAUACCACCCAUCAUGUCUCUCACUUAAUUAUACCACCACAAAAUUCCAAAUAUUUACAAGUGCCACAAAUUUCUCAUACUUCGCAUAAGAUUGUUGGGAAUAUUCAAAAUCAGAGACGUUUUAAAGCUUUGUUUACAUAUUUUCAUUUAAAAACCAAAAUACACAAAAUAAUGUUUUCAAAUAGCUUAAUUAUUCUCUAUUGUAUCUUAACAUGUGUUUGCAAAGCAUUGGCUAACUCAGAGAUUUAUGGAGAUAUAUUUCCCACCAGCUGGGAUUUAACACUAUAUGAAACCAUACAUAAUACGGAAAAUAAAUGUUUUGAGGAGAAACCAGCUUUUUACUUUCAAACCAAGGAGUACUUGCCCAUAACAGGCAAUGGCUCCAGCCCCUUCUAUCAUCGCUUCGAGGUGUGCUGUGAAGGCUUUAGACGUUCUCCAAAAGACUGGCACAAAUGUAUAGCAGACUGCAGUAAUGUAUCCCCUGAUAACUGUCGUCAUGGCUUUUGUCGUUCACCUCAUCACUGUGAAUGUUUUGAGGGUUUCGUUAAGAAUUUGGAGGGUAUUUGUGUACAAACUUGCCCGAUUUCCUGUGAAAAUGGUCGUUGCUUAUUGGAUGGCACUUGUGUAUGUCAACCGGGUUUUGUAUUAGAUUUUGAGAGCAGGAAAUUUUGUAUACCCGACUGCUAUCACAUACCCUGUGGCCUGCAUCAGAGGUGUAUAGCCCCGGGGCAAUGUGCUUGUGCCAAGGGUUACAAAUGGAUGGAGGGUUUGGGGUGUCAACCCAUAUGUUUGCCCCACUGUGGUCAUGGUCGUUGUGUGGCUCCCGAUAAAUGUGAAUGUUUUGCUGGAUUUAUUAAGAGGCCGGGGAGAAAUAUUUGCGAGGCCGAAUGUUAUAUCAACUGUGAUAAUGGUUUCUGUGAAACCCUCUAUAAAUGCCAGUGUCAUAUAGGAUUUGUUUAUGAUACUCAAACCUAUUCAUGUGUGCCCGACUGCCAGGGUUUAUGCCAGCAUGGUGUGUGCAUAGCUCCUGGGGUAUGUAAAUGUUUUGAGGGCUAUAACCUUCAAGACAAUACCUGUACGCCCAUAUGUGAAAAGGGCUGCGGGCUUUAUGGCAAAUGCAUAGCACCCAAUAAAUGUGCCUGUGGACCGGGACAGCAACUUUGUUUAUCUGGUUUGUGCAAUUCCUCUGGGCACUGUGUCUGUCCUGCAGGCAUGACUCAUUUCAUCGAUCAAUGUGUGUUUGCUUCAUCGUUAACCAAUACCAUCUACAGUUACAGUCAGCGUGAAUUCUAUAAUAAACAAUUAAAUUAUGAAUUUAAUGCUUUGAUUGGCAGACUAUUUAGAUUUUAAAUAAAUACCAAACAUUUUAUGCAAAAUUUGUUAUCGCA